UUUACUAAAUAUUUGCCAAACCACCCAACAUUUUCCUUUUCCUCUCUCCAAACACACCCAAUCCAAACUAACCCUAAUGGACAUUCAUAUAAAAAGUGGUUGUUUCUUCUUUUAUCUAUCUCUGUGAUUGGUUUUUAUUCAUCCCUACUUUUCCAGAAACUGUCUCCUCUUCGUUUCCAAGAAAAUCGCAUUCGGUUCUCUGCCACAAUACGAUCAAAUCACUCACUAGUUUCCGAAACCCUGUUUGGUUCUCGAGAAAAAGGAUUGACAAUGGCCGAUGAGAUUGUGAUCAACGGAGGCGAUGAUCGGAGGGAGGAGAUCGUCGGGAGCGAAGAGGAUUUCGUGGAUUUUGACGAGAGCGAAUCUAAAGCUUCGGGUUUGAUGCAGAGGAUCGAAGCACUCGAAGUGGAGAAGCGAAAAUUGGUGAGAGAGAACGAAGAGGAGAGAGAGAGGGUGAAGAAUCUGAAGAAAGAGAUCGAAGGGUUAGAAGGUGUUGUGGCCGAGUUGAAGACAGACAAUAAGGGUUUGGAAUCGGUCGCUGCUAGGGCUUCCCAACUCGAAAUCGAGGUCUCGAGAAUGCAACACGAUCUAAUCUCGUCGAUGUCUGAAGGAGAAGAAGCGAACAAAGAGGUAUCUGAGUUGAAGAGAGUGGUUGAAGAGUUGAAACGAAGCAUUUCUGAGAAGGGUUUGAAAGUGGAAGUGCUUGAGAAAGAGAGGAAUUUGCUAUUGGAAAAGAUGGAUAAAGAUGCUGAGGGAGUGCAGGAAGCGAAGGCGGUGACGGAGAGCAGAGUUCGCGAGCUGGAGAAGAAAAUCGAGGCGUUGGAGGGGAGAGAAAGUAGCGAAAAGGGGGAGAGAAUUAAAGUGGAGCAAGAGGCGAGAGCGAAGAUUGAUGAGAAGGAAGGAGAAAUAAGGCAAUUGAAGAAAUGGGUUGAGGAUUUGGAUUCUGUGGUGGUGAAGAAUGGGUUGGAGAUGGAAAAGAUGAAGAAAGAAAGAGAAGAGAUUGAAAUUGUGAAGAAUGAAUUGGAAGGUCUUCUGAAGAAAUCAGAGAGGAAGGGUAAGGAGAUGGAAAAUAAGAUGGCUCAACUUCACAAGGAAUUGGAAGCAUCUGAGCAGAUGAUUAUUGGGUUGAAAGAGAAGACUCUCAAUGAUCUUAAUGGCAAGGCAAUCAUUGGAGACGAUGAGAUGGGAUCGAAUGGUUUGAAGCAGCUCUGGCCAGUGGUUGCAGGGUCGACAGGAACAAUUGCAGCCAUAGCAGUCAUAUACUAUCUACGUUGUGCCAUGCGAAGGUGAUCAGUGAACCUGACGAGAGUUACAGGUUAGAAAAUUUUUGCUUUUCCAAGCAUGGUUAUGUUUAAAUUUUGCUAGGCUAUGUUGUUAAGCCUUUAAAUCGAUAAUUACUAAAGAUUUGGGAGUUUUUGUGUUGUUGGCUAAUGGGCUAGCUAGUAGUAUUGAGGUGAACCUUAUGCUGGCAAUCUAAUUGUUCUUUGAUUCGGCUCACUGUUGCUUGGUAGAAUAUAUAUUUGUGAUUGUUGUAUGGAUAUGAUGUUCUGUAGUUAUAUGUGCUUAUGGCCCAACAAUUCUUUUUUGAAUUGCUGACACCUUA
Camellia sinensis is the source of this 1603-nucleotide messenger RNA. RefSeq names its product peroxisomal and mitochondrial division factor 2. Lineage: Eukaryota; Viridiplantae; Streptophyta; Magnoliopsida; Ericales; Theaceae. The record is from RefSeq and is a predicted model, not a curated record.